AUGGGUUCGAUUCGUCCGGAUCUGAGAGGAAGAGUCUUCCCGGAGCCCAUCGACCAUUUCGACCGGCUUCCGGACUCCAUCAUCCUCCUGAUCUUCAACCAGAUCGGCGAUGUCAAGGCCCUCGGCCGCUGCUGCGUCGUUUCCAGGCGAUUCCACGAUCUCGUUCCCGAGGUCGACAACGUCGUGGUCCGCGUGGACUGCGUCAUCUCAGACGACGACCCAUCGGCGACCUCCUCGUCCGCCGCUGCCUCCGGCGGCUCCGACAGGUCGCGCCACCCGAUAUCCUCCAUCUUCCGCGUCCUCUUCUCCGGACUACUCAAGCCCUUGCAGUCCCUGUCUCAGCUAAUCACCCCUUCGUCCCGCCGCCUGACUCUGCCUGAGGAUUUCGACUGCGAUGCCGAGCCGAGCAGCGUCGUCACCCACCAUUCGCCUACUCAGGUAUUGAAGAAUUUCAAUGAGAUCAAGCUUCUCAGAAUAGAGCUCCCGAGUGGGGAAUUAGGUAUUGAUGACGGUGUUUUGCUUAAGUGGAAGGCUAACUUUGGUUCGACUCUUGAUAGCUGCAUUAUUCUUGGAGCCUCCAGUGUGGUUCAGAACAUGAGUACGGAUUUUGAGUCUAUGAGUAAUUGUAAUAGUAAUGAUUGUGUUAACAACAACAACAACACUAACAAUGGGGUAGAAGAUGAUAAUGGGAGCAUACCCGAAUCGUUUUAUACGAAUGGAGGGUUAAAACUGCGAGUUGUAUGGACUAUAAGCUCCUUAAUAGCUGCCUCAGCUAGGCAUUAUCUGCUGCAGCCUAUUAUAGCUGAGCACAAGACUUUGGAGAAUUUGGUCUUGAUAGAUGCAGAUGGGCAAGGUGUAUUGUCUAUGAACAAAGAGCAAUUGGAAGAGCUGAGGGUGAAGCCCUUGUCAGCAUCUUCAGCAUCGAAAAGGACUCUUGUGCCGGCUUUGAAUAUGCGGUUGUGGUAUGCUUCCCAUCUCGAGUUGCCGAAUGGUUUGGUAUUAAAAGGGGCUACUUUGGUUGCGAUUAGGCCCAGCGAGCAGCCCAAGAAGGAGUUGGUGGGCUCAGAGGGGGAUUGGGUUGCGUCAGUUUUUGAGGAGCCAUUUGGGACUGCUGUGAGGAUGUUGGUAUAGGACUUAAAAGGAAAAGCAAGAUACACUAGUUGGGAGGUCAAUUUGGACCAACAACUUGUAAGUGACGUGAGAGAAAAGCUGUGAAUUACUGAUGAGCCUUAAAACGAUCUUUCUUUCGAGCACUGUUGAGCACGGAUGCUGAAGCAGCUGUAUAAUUGUUGUAAGAGUAAUUAUGCGCAUUCGACUUUGCAGGUCAUUUGCGGCUCUGUUUUCGUUUUAUCUGUGAAUAUUGUUCUAGGUUUGCUGAUACUAUGAUAAUGUGCUGCCCAUGAAGAGGUGUUACUGGAAAGUGUAUCACGAAUUUUAACUGUGUGUUAUUAUCAGCUGAAUUACUGCCAUAAUAAAUGCAAAAUAACAACCGAACUUUCUGUUUGUGAUGAGUUUCGUAUUCAACUUGCAAUUGAUGUUUUUUUUAA
Molecule: messenger RNA, 1547 nt
Organism: Striga asiatica
Lineage: Eukaryota; Viridiplantae; Streptophyta; Magnoliopsida; Lamiales; Orobanchaceae
Source: the annotation of a GenBank genome assembly